Messenger RNA from Branchiostoma belcheri (Belcher's lancelet), 1808 nucleotides. RefSeq lists its product as uncharacterized. NCBI's taxonomy places the organism in Eukaryota, Metazoa, Chordata, Leptocardii, Amphioxiformes, Branchiostomatidae. The coding region runs from base 70 to 957 and encodes 295 amino acids. Gene Ontology annotation, molecular function: caspase binding; death receptor binding. Gene Ontology annotation, cellular component: cytoplasm; CD95 death-inducing signaling complex. The record is from RefSeq and is a predicted model, not a curated record. Gene Ontology annotation, biological process: positive regulation of extrinsic apoptotic signaling pathway; TRAIL-activated apoptotic signaling pathway. The transcript is spliced from 3 exons.
GUUGGCUAAUAUAUAUCGUCAAGAAGUGUUCCCACCCACCCACCAGCAAGACAAGCAUACAACCUGGACAUGGCGCAGGAUGAUGGCAAUGCCGACACAACCCAGCCCAACGCUGACACAGCCAACAUAGACAUACUAGACGCCUUCUGCCGUAAAAUAUACAACUUCUCAGUUCAAGCAUCAAAAUUGUCAACAAAACAGAUUGGCUCUGUCUUCGUUUCCCUAUUUGUCGUCUUCGCCGUUUACUGGGGCAUCCAAAAAGCAUUUUUGGUAAUUUUAUGCAUCAUCAUUAUUGUAGUGCUUUGGGUAGUCUUGUGUCGUUUGUACGAUUACGUGACCGGCAAAUUUAAGUCAGAAGUAAGAGAUAUUAAAGAGGAAUCACGGGCUUCCAAGACUGUCAAAGUAGACAUCAAAGACGUAUCUGGAGAUGAUGGCCAGGAUUCGGGAGUCUUGGAGGAAGAAAACACGUCAGAAGAAAAAGAUCUUAAAGAACAAGCACGGGCUUCCAAGUCUGUCAAAGUAGAUGUGAAAGACGAACCUGGAGAGGGUGGCCUGGAUUCGGCGGUCUUGCAUUCGGAGAAAGUGCGUGAGAUCACGGACCCAUAUAUGACUAUGACUGCCCAUCGUGGAUCUGGUUUUGCCGUAGCUGAGGGUGAAAAGGAAGUCGUUCGGAAGUACUUUUACUACAUCAAGGAAAGAGUGUACUCAGACUGGUUAUCCCUCGCCCGGAUACUGGGUUUAAACUAUUUAGAAAUCGAAAACAUUAGAGCCAGGAACCACGAGUACAAGUCCUGCUGUAUGGACAUGUUGGAGUUAUGGCUCAGGCGUAAAGGACGCGUAGCCACCAUAGAAGUCCUGAUGGAGGCUCUGCUGUCUGACGCUGGACUGGAGCACGUUGCGUAUGAUCUGAAGUCUCAAUAUCCUGAGCUACGUAACGUAGCUACACAGCAGGAGUGACAAGUCCUAACUUCAGCCGCUGAGGAGGCCUGUCAGUGUCAACAUCUGUACUUUACAACAAAGGCGAAAACUCCAGGAACCGGGUCGGCUUGACUACACAGAAAUAUGAUAUUCACUGUGAUUCGUGGAAUUCUAUAGGGCACUUUUUCUUCAAAUGCAUGUCAAAUAGCAGAUUGACUUUUUGCAGUCAGAUAAACUUUCAAAAUAUGUUUUCUUAGUAUUAGUAAGUGUGUAAAAAAAAACUCGUUUGUGUGGCAGACGGCUGAUCUUUUAUGAACAAUUCUGUAUUGAGUGCUGUAUGUUUUCAAUGCAGAACAUUUUGCUGUGAAUAUUUGUCAAUAUUUGUACAUAUGCAAUGCUGUAAUAUCAGAUUUAAUGUAUAUACGUAACGAUCAAUAUCAACACAAACGUUUAAAAGCUGUUUUCUUAGUAUUGUAAUCGCCUUGGUGGACGUACUGUCUUCCCAGAAAGAGAGGUGUGUAUUAUCCUGUAUGAACGAUUCUGUAUUGAUUUCGUGUGUAUCUGUAAUAAAUUUGGAUAAUUAAUUUGGAGGACAGUUACAUUUUCUGUGUAAAAUAUUAUAAAUUUUAUGUAAUUUCUAAGCAUCUAGUGGUGUUCCGAUAUUUUAUACACUUGGGUGUUUUAACGAAUCGAUGUAUAGAUUAGAGAGAGUAUAUGAUGAGUUGCUAGACAAUGUAUUGAGUAUAGUUAUAUAGACACAAUAUGUAUAUAUAUAGACACACACAAUCUGAUACUUUACAUAAGUUAUAUUGUGGUGACAGUGUAGUACAUAUAUUAAUCUUAAUUGACUUGUACGCCAAGAUUUCAGAUUAAACGCUAAUGUGUGGCAU